Hypanus sabinus (Atlantic stingray) is the source of this 2041-nucleotide messenger RNA. Its product is annotated as E3 ubiquitin-protein ligase TRIM39-like. The transcript is spliced from 7 exons. Gene Ontology annotation, molecular function: ubiquitin-protein transferase activity; protein binding; zinc ion binding. NCBI's taxonomy places the organism in Eukaryota, Metazoa, Chordata, Chondrichthyes, Myliobatiformes, Dasyatidae. The record is from RefSeq and is a predicted model, not a curated record. Gene Ontology annotation, biological process: protein ubiquitination. The coding region runs from base 476 to 2041 and encodes 521 amino acids.
UCAAUGUUCAUGCCAUCAGGUUGGAGGCUGCCCAUGUGUUGUUCCUCCAACCUGAAUGUGGCUUCAUCUUGACAGUAGAGGAGUCCAUGGAUAGACAUAUCAGAAUGGGACUGGGACGUGGAAUUAAAAUGUGUGGCCACUGGGAGAUCCUGCUUUCUCUGUCGGACCGAGCGUAGGUGUUCAGCGAAACGGUGUCCCAGUCUGCGUCGGGUCUCACCAAUAUAUAAAAGGCCACACCGGGAAGACCGGACGCAGUGUACCACACCAGCUGUCCUGACGAAGGGUCUCGGCCCGAAACGUCGACAGUGCUUCUCCCUACAGAUGCUGCCUGGCCUGCUGUGUUCCACCAGCAUUGUGUGUGUGUUGUGUGAUUCCCCGAGUCUGCAGCGCGCGUAGUGGACAAUCGCGGUACUGCAGGGGAUCAGCAGCUCCCGGAACGCGGAAGCAUUCUGAAUCAGGAAGUGCCGGAGUUAACAUGGCUUCGAAAGGAGAGACCGACAGUUUGAGCGAGGAGCUAAUUUGUCCUGUCUGUCUGGAUUUCUUCACCGAUCCGGUUAUACUGGAGUGCGGACACAACUUCUGUCGCUCUUGUAUCACACGGUGUUGGGAAAGGGAGGAGAGAAACUCCUGCCCGGAAUGUAGAGAUGAGUUUGCUGACCGCACCCUCAGGGUGAAUCGGGCCUUAGCAAAUCUGGCUGAAAAAGCUCGAAAUCUAAACCUGAAUCCGAAAGGGAAGGAAAGUAAACGUCACUGCGAGGAACAUGAGGAAGAACUGAAGCUGUUUUGCGAAACGGACAAGACACUGAUCUGUAUGAUCUGUGCAGUGGCGGAGGAACACAGAGAGCACCGCUUCAGGCCGAUUAAAGAAGCUGUUAAAAAAUACAUGGAUCAGCUAAAAUCUUCCUUAGACUCUCUCACAAAAAAGAAAUCAGACUUCCAGGAAAAGGAGCAGCAACAGAAAGAGAAGAUAUCCGGAGUUCAGGAACAGUCACGCAGCCUUCAGUCCCACGUCACAUCCCAGUUUGCUGAACUGCGCCAGAUUAUCACUGAGAAAGAGCAGAGCUUACUCAGGGAUCUCAGGGUAGAAGAGAAGAGGAUUCUCAACCCAAUGGAGAAAAAUCUUCUGGCUCUUCAAGAGAAUAUAAGGAUUAUUCAGGAGGAAAUCACAAAGUUAAAGGAACAGAUGGAUCAAAAAGACAGUGUGAUGUUUCUCAAGGAGGAAGCUCAUCGGAACAGAAGGAUUAAUGACGAUGUCCAGGAAUUGUCAGUGACAGAUGAGACCCUACCGGUUGAAAAAUUCGAUCACCUCUAUUUGUUGAACACAGUGCUGAGAGAAAUGCUUGAUGCUAUUAAUCGAGUUUCGAAGAACGAGAGGAGAUCUCAUGGAAACACAAAAUUCUUUCAGGGGUCAACAGGCAGGAGUGAGGGAGGAUGUUUCCCCUGUUCAGCGGAAAACCCUUGUGGAGACAUCUGCUUUUGUCGAAUCAAAGUCUCUGUCACCCUGGAUGUGGAAACGGCGAGUCCGUAUCUCGAGGUGUCUGAGGAUCGGAAGAGUGUGAGACGGACCUGGACCCGGAGGAAUCUCCCUGACACCGGGAAGAGAUUCACAUUCUGGGCUUGUGUGCUGGGAUCGGAGGGAUUCCCAUCGGGGAGACAUUACUGGGAGGUGGAGGUGACGGGGAAUCGGGUCUGGUUUCUGGGAGUCGCCGCUGAGUCUGUGGAGAGGGAGGGAUGGGUCAGUCUGAGUCCGGAGACCGGAUUCUGGGUCAUCGGGCGGGAUGGUGACGUGUUACAUCGGGAUUAUGACGUGUCCGGUCUCACCUCCCCCGAGUCCCGUCUCGCUGCCGGUCCCAUCCCCGGGAGGGUGGGAGUUUAUCUCAGUUACGAGUCCGGGACAGUUUCAUUUUACAACGCGAAGACCAAGUCCCAUCUCCACACCUUCACUGGGAAUAAAUUCACGGGGAAACUUUAUCCUUUCUUCGCGCCCUGGGAUGUGAACCAGUGGCUGAGAAUCUGCUCCGGUUCCGCUCCGGGUCUGUAA